Engraulis encrasicolus (European anchovy) is the source of this 1311-nucleotide messenger RNA. RefSeq names its product peptidase M20 domain-containing protein 2-like. The transcript is spliced from 8 exons. Gene Ontology annotation, molecular function: dipeptidase activity. Bases 1 to 1224 code for a protein of 407 amino acids. NCBI's taxonomy places the organism in Eukaryota, Metazoa, Chordata, Actinopteri, Clupeiformes, Engraulidae. The record is from RefSeq and is a predicted model, not a curated record.
AUGGGGCAGUCUACCCUAGGUAAUAAGAUCGACGAAGCCAGAGAGUCGUUCUGGCAAGUGAGCAAAGACAUAUGGAACUGUCCAGAGCUCGCUUAUGAGGAGAAAAAAGCCCACGACACAUUGGUAAGAUUUUUCAGUGAGGAUAAUUCAUGGGCCGUAGAUGGACACUAUAAACUCGACACUGCGUUUCGCGCAUCAUGGGAACGUCGUGGCAGUAGUAGCGAAGGUAGAGAAAUCCAAAUUGGUUUCUUGUGUGAGUACGACGCGUUGCCUGGAAUGGGGCACGGCUGUGGCCACAAUUUAAUAGCUGAGGUUGGCGUUGCAGCAGGAACAGGCUUGAAGCGUCUACUGGAAACUCUGCCAGACUGCCCCCAUGUUAAGAUCACCGUUUUGGGGACCCCAGCAGAGGAGGCCGGUGGAGGGAAGGUGGACAUGGUUGAGAUGGGGGCCUUUGAGGGGCUAGACGUGGUGUUCAUGGCCCAUCCCUCGCAGGAGGACGCCACCUAUUUGCCAAUCGUAGCAGAACACGAUGUGGUGGUGAAGUACCAUGGCAAAGCCGCGCACGCCGCAGCGUACCCCUGGGAGGGCGUCAACGCUCUCGACGCAGCUGUGCUCGCCUACAACAACCUGUCAGUUCUCCGACAACAACUGCUGCCAAGCUGGAGAGUACACGGUAUAAUUCGUCACGGUGGGGUUAAGCCCAACAUCAUUCCCGAUUUCACCGAACUGGAAUAUUAUCUACGCACGCCAUUACGCAAAGAUCUGCCAGCCAUCCGAGCCAAGGCCGAGAUGUGCUUCAGGGCAGCAGCCAUGGCAACUGGUUGUGAGGUUGAAGUUAUAUUUGCAAAAAAUGAAUUUCACGACUUAUUACGGAUUCCCACCUUAGAAAGGCUGUUUGAAGAAAAUGGGAAAGCUUUAGGAAUGGAAUUCAUCACCGACAUCACUGGAUCAGAGGGUUCAACAGAUUUUGGGAAUGUGUCGCAUGUUGUCCCAGGCAUUCACCCCAACUUCUACAUUGGUUCAGAGGCGUUGAAUCAUACAAAAGAAUACACCGUGGCUGCUGGGGCAGAGGCAGCCCAGUUCUACACCCUGCGGACAGCCAAAGCACUGGCCAUGACGGCCCUUGAUGUCCUCUUCUGUCCAGAGUUGAUGCAGAGCAUCAAAACAGAGUUCAGUGACGUUAAGAAAAACAAGAUCCGUAGCUCAAGAUUGACAGAAGUCUGAAGACAUGCUCUAGAGAGUCUAGACAUUAUUUAAUGUGAAUUACUGUAUAUAACAUUAAACGACACAAAUUGCAGUAUUUCUAUUAAA